Messenger RNA from Kalmanozyma brasiliensis GHG001, 1413 nucleotides. RefSeq lists its product as uncharacterized. NCBI's taxonomy places the organism in Eukaryota, Fungi, Basidiomycota, Ustilaginomycetes, Ustilaginales. The transcript has a single exon. The record is from RefSeq and is a predicted model, not a curated record. Bases 1 to 1413 code for a protein of 470 amino acids.
AUGUCUCCCGUCGCUUCCUCCCUGGUGCCCAGCGUAGAUGUUCCAGCCGUCGCCAUCCCAGCUCCAGAGAUCAUUUUCAACGUGCUUCCUCCGGCCGAUGGCAAAUCGGCACUCAUCCUGUUGUUUCUGUACUGCAUCUCCCUCGGCGCCGUCCUCAUGGAGCUGUGCAAUCACAUUCAGUACGAUAUCCAGCUGAUCCGCAAGCCUGGCUGGACCGAACCGGCCAAGCUUGCUUCGCGCCUUGCCUACCUCCUCUGCCGUAUACUACCGCCUACAUGCUCGUUGAUGUUCAUCUUUUACCUUUCUCUCAAGGACCAGGACUGCGGAGCAGUAGCACUCGCGCUCGACACUCUCACCAUGUUCCUCUUGGACGCUGUGAUGCUCAUCUUUCUCCAAAGGACCAUGGCGCUUUACGCAUGGAAACGUUCCAUCGUCGUCCCCCUCACGAUCUACUACAUCGUGCUGUUGGCAGCCUCUGCUGUCUCGGUGCCGUUCUGGGGUGUUGGAUAUCACAUUCCUACGACCCGCUUCUGCGCAUUCAAUACGAGAAGACACGAAACCCAGACGAUCGUCUCCAACCUCAUCUACAAGUGUCUCAGCAUGGGUCUCGAUCUCACUCUACUCCUCCUCACCUUGCACCGCCUCCUCGACGGUGGUCUUGCUUCCGUCUGGCGCCGUUCCAAAGGCCAACGACACAUUCCCGGCUUGAAAGGACAAGGCAUCUCGAGCUUCCUCAUCCGUCAGGGCUUCCACUUCUACGUGCUGCAGCUGGUCUCGGACAUCUUCUUAGUGGUAGCGUGGUUCAGCUUCAAAGAGAUGACCUACCAAGGUCUGGGAGCCCCGGUCAUGUAUGCUAUUCCACCUAUCGCGGCCACCGCUGCCUUCAGAGACAUUGGCGCGAGAGCCUCGGCAGUUGCAGGCAGGCAAACUCAAAGGGUCAACGAGAUCAUGGACUCGACUAGCUCUCCCUCCAGCAAUCACGUCGGUAUGCGUGUCACACACGCUACGGUUCCUGCUGGCUUGCACGAUCCCAACUUCAAGGCCUCGCCCGCUACUAGCGGCGCAGCUCAUCCCGGACGCACGACACGCAUCAUGUGGGGCAGCAAGACGGCGCCAUUCAGUCGAUCGCACCACUAUCCUACCGAGGCUAACAACCACGGCAUCCGUGUCACUGUCGGUACCGUCUCUCGCACCGAGGAUGUCGAUCGCGACUGGAACCACAACUCGCCACGCUACUCGUCUGACAAUGCAGACACGAUCGAGAUGUCACGUCAGCAACGAGCUAAUUCCAGCACCUCCCACGGCUCUCUCAAAGGGGACGGGAUGACAGAAGAAUCCGGUGAAGACAGCGCGGGUCUCGGCUUUGACGAGAUUCAGGUACCGACGCUGGCCCGAGGGCCUGCAGGACAAUGA